AUGUGGAACUCCUCAAAAGAAAUUGCUAGUUUAAAGUGUGAAAUUGUAAAAAAGGAUGAGGAAAUUGCCUUUUUAAAGAGGGGGAUGGUUAAAAAGGAAGAGGAAAUACAAAAAUUAUUAGAUAAGAAUGUUUUUUUACAAGAAACCAUAAAAAACGUAUCAUCAAGACCUAUCAACCUUUAUUUAAAGAAUAUCGAUUUUGCAACUUCUAUUCCAACCCAACCCUAUAUACUCGAUCAAACCAGUCCAAUAGCACCAUCCAUUUCAUUUUCAAACACCUAUUUCAACCCUACCACUCCCUCACCAUUCCAACAACCACAGCAUCUACCUUUUCAAACUCAACAACAACAACAACAACAAAAUGUUGUAAUUUCACAACCAAAGAAACCCCUUCAUCAACUCAACUUGAUUAUAGUUAGAGGACAAGUUGGAAUAGAUUCAAAGACUUUCACAUCAAUUAAAUCUUUUUUGGUGUCACAUCUGCCUCCCAAACAUCUCAAUCAUCAUGAGGAACUCCAAAUUAACAUUUAUAAUGUUAAUGAUGGAGACCAACCACCAAACAAUAUCAAUGGAGUAUGUCUUUAUAUGGCAAAUUUCCCAACUGCUAGAAUUAUGAUGGAUGAACAUGAACCAGCAAUCAAUCUCAUCAAAAAACAGUACCCAAACUGUAAGAUUGUAUUGGGUAUUUGGUUGUUUGGUGAGAAUUCUCCACCAGUCGCUAUUCAAUCAAAUAGAAUUGUUGAUGAAACAGUUACAUUUAUUUAUUCUACUGGAAAUAGUAUUGUUUCAGAUAAAUAUUAUGCACUUGAAACAAUUAACAAGUUAUUACUUUCAAAAGCCACUCCUCCUUUAACUACAAAUUAA
This is a messenger RNA of Cavenderia fasciculata, 864 nucleotides long. RefSeq lists its product as uncharacterized. The record is from RefSeq and is a predicted model, not a curated record. Bases 1 to 864 code for a protein of 287 amino acids. The transcript has a single exon. NCBI's taxonomy places the organism in Eukaryota, Evosea, Eumycetozoa, Acytosteliales, Cavenderiaceae.